AUGGCCAACUGGAGAGCUUCUUCGGCGCGGCAGCAAUGGAACUCGAGAGCUCCAACAGCAGCGGCGGCGGAGGACGAUUCCUGGGAAGUGAGAGCUUUCGCCGAGGACGCCGCCAGCUGCAGCGGCCAGUGGCCUCCACGCUCCUACUCUUGCAGCUUCUGCGCCAGGGAGUUUCGGACGGCCCAAGCUCUCGGCGGCCACAUGAACGUCCAUCGUCGCGAGCGAGCAUACGCCAACCAGCUCGGCUUGAUCUCCAAGGCGGCCUCCAAUUCCUCGUCCGCCGGCGUAGCUCCUGUUCCUGUUGUCCCUCUCGGUGGCGUUGGAGCCGGCAGCAAUAACAAUCCUGCCGGCAAUGCUCCCAGCAUUCCCAGCUCCAACGAUCAUUCGUCAGCUUCUGGAGCUCCUUCCACUCCACCAGCGCUUGGAUUUUGCUGGGUGUAUCCGUAUCACCAUCCUCUAAACCGGCCACCUAUGCAUAUGCAUCCCGACCACGCUGCGAAUUUCGUCUAUCCACAACAAAUGCCCGCUGCUGCUGCCGCCGCUGCUGCCAUUUUUUCUCCUCAUCCCGUCAUUGCUGCGAGCACUGCUGCUGGUCCGGAAUUGUCACUGUCUCCACCGAAUGUGUCGUUGAGCACCACUAACAACAGCUCGUCGCUUUCGUCGUCGCCGUCCCACAACUUGGCCUCCCUGAAUUCCAGCAGCGGCAGCGACUCUUCGACCGGUAGCCUCCGAAAGAAACUAGCUGUUGCUGUCAGCUUCAACCAGCCUUCACCGGACGAGAAUGGAAAUGUGAUGAUGAAGUGUCCUGAUCUGUCCGGGAUGAAACUGAUCGUGGUCGACGGCGAGGCGAAUGCGCUUGACUUGGAACUUCGGCUGGGACACUCGAAAUCGAUAUCCGAGCCUUCUUAA
This is a messenger RNA of Selaginella moellendorffii, 909 nucleotides long. RefSeq names its product zinc finger protein STAMENLESS 1. The coding region runs from base 1 to 909 and encodes 302 amino acids. NCBI's taxonomy places the organism in Eukaryota, Viridiplantae, Streptophyta, Lycopodiopsida, Selaginellales, Selaginellaceae. The transcript has a single exon. The record is from RefSeq and is a predicted model, not a curated record.